UUUUUAAAAGGGUGAAGGUCACAAUUUGUCAACAGAAGGGGAAAAUUGUGGAAAAAAUAUCAGAAUGACGGACUCAAAGUACUUCACUACCACCAAGAAGGGUGAAGUCUUUGAAUUAAAAACAGAGCUGCAAAGUGAUAAAAAAGAAAAGAAGAAAGAAGCCGUCAAAAAAGUAAUUGCAAGCAUGACUGUUGGAAAAGAUGUCAGUGCUCUCUUUCCUGAUGUUCUGAACUGCAUCCAGACAGAUAACUUGGAGCUCAAGAAGCUAGUCUAUCUGUACCUGAUGAAUUAUGCUAAAAGCCAGCCAGAUAUGGCCAUCAUGGCAGUUAAUACAUUUGUCAGGGAUUGUGAAGAUUCUAAUCCACUUAUUCGAGCCCUGGCUGUCAGGACGAUGGGUUGUAUCAGGGUGGACAAGAUCAUUGAUUAUCUGUGUCAGCCAUUGAGGAACUGUCUGAAGGAUGAGGAUCCGUAUGUAAGAAAGACGGCAGCUGUGUGUGUGGCCAAGCUCCAUGACAUCAACGCUCAGCUGGUGGAGGACCAGGGAUUCCUGGACCAGCUCCGGGACUUGCUGUCUGACUCCAAUCCCAUGGUGGUUGCGAAUGCAGUUGCUGCUAUCUCCGAGAUCCUGGAAACCUCUCCUACAGCUCAGCAGGUGCUUGAAAUGAACUCCAGUACCAUCAACAAACUACUGACUGCCCUCAAUGAAUGCACAGAGUGGGGGCAAGUCUUUAUACUAGACGCCAUUUCCAACUACACUCCCAAAGAUGACAAAGAAGCUCAAAGCAUCUGUGAGCGAGUGACUCCCCGAUUGGCCCACGCUAACGCAGCUGUGGUCCUGUCAGCCGUGAAGGUUGUAAUGAAGUUCAUGGAAAUGUUGGAGGCCAACUCCGAGUACAUCUCUACCCUGGUAAAGAAGCUGGCCCCUCCCCUGGUCACCCUGCUGUCUGCUGAGCCAGAAAUUCAGUAUGUGGCCCUCAGGAACAUCAAUCUGGUGGUGCAGAAACGACCGGAGAUCCUCAAAAAUGAGAUGAAAGUUUUCUUUGUGAAAUACAAUGACCCAAUUUACGUGAAACUGGAGAAACUGGACAUUAUGAUCAGGCUCACUUCUCAGGCCAACAUUGCUCAGGUCCUGGCAGAACUUAAAGAGUACGCUACAGAGGUAGAUGUGGACUUUGUGAGGAAGUCAGUGCGAGCCAUUGGUCGCUGUGCCAUCAAGGUCGAGCCAGCCGCUGAGCGAUGUGUCAGUACGCUGCUAGACCUGAUUCAGACCAAGGUCAACUAUGUAGUGCAGGAGGCCAUUGUUGUCAUUAAGGACAUUUUCAGAAAAUAUCCAAACAAGUAUGAAAGCAUUAUUGCAACACUUUGCGAAAAUUUGGACACAUUGGAUGAACCUGAAGCCAGAGCCUCCAUGAUUUGGAUCAUUGGUGAAUAUGCAGAGAGAAUUGAUAAUGCAGAUGAACUGCUGGAAAGUUUCUUGGAGGGAUUCCAGGAUGAGAAUACUCAGGUGCAGCUACAGCUGCUGACAGCCAUUGUAAAACUGUUUUUGAAGCGACCAACUGACACACAGGACCUGGUUCAGCAGGUGCUCAGUCUGGCCACACAGGAUAGUGACAACCCAGAUCUGAGAGACAGGGGCUACAUAUACUGGAGGCUUCUCUCCACUGAUCCAGCGGCAGCUAAGGAGGUGGUUCUGGCUGAGAAGCCACUCAUUUCAGAGGAGACAGAUCUGAUCGAGCCCACGCUGUUGGACGAGUUAAUUUGUAACAUCUCCAGUCUGGCUUCAGUGUACCACAAACCCCCCAAUGCCUUCGUGGAGGGCAGUAAAUCCUCUCUUCGGAAAAUCCUGCCACCAAGGUCACAGUCAGGUAACGUUGGUGAUGACCAGCCAUCUCCCCCAGCUGAGGCCCCCUCAGCACCUGCAGCGACUGUCAUCCCUGGGGUGGAUUCCCUCAUUGGAGACCUUCUGGACAUGGAUCUGGGAGGACCCUCCAUGCAACAGCAACAAAUGUAUCCCCCACAGCCCACCUCACAGACUCCCGUACAGGGGGGUGGCGGCAUGGAUCUACUUGGAGAGGGACUGGAUUCUCUGCUUGGUGGACCUGCUCCGAGUGGGGAUUCUUUAGGGGGACUGGGUGAUAUAUUUGGAAUGCCAACAGCACAAUCUUAUGUGCCUCCACAAGAAGUGUGGCUGCCAGCAUCUAAAGGUAAAGGACUUGAGGUCACUGGCACAUUCAGCAGGAAGCAGGGAAAUGUCAUCAUGGAACUGACAUUUGCUAAUAAAGCCAUGCAGCCAAUGACGGGAUUCGCAAUACAGUUUAAUAAAAAUAGCUUUGGUUUGAUGCCUGCAUCACCUAUAAACAUUCCUUCAGCAUUACUUCCUAACCAGAGCACCAGCUAUUCUCUACAGUUGAGCACUAUGGGAGCAGUGCAGCGAAUGGACCCACUCGCAAAUCUACAGGUGGCGAUAAAGAACAACAUAGACGUGUUCUACUUCAGCUGUCUGGUGCCCAUGCAUGCCCUCUUUGUGGAAGACGGUGAAAUGGAAAAACGUGUAUUUUUAGCCACAUGGAAAGACAUUCCUGCCCAAAAUGAAGUUCAGCAUGAGAUCUGUAAUGUACAGCAUAAUGCAGACACCAUUUCACAGAAGCUGAAGAACAACAAUGUUUUUACGAUAGCAAAGCGUAAUGUAGAAGGACAAGACAUGUUAUAUCAGUCACUCAAAUUAACAAAUGGAAUCUGGGUGUUAGCAGAAUUAAAGAUACAGCCCAAUAAUCCCAACUUUAUGCUAUCCCUAAAAGCCAGAGCAAUGGAUGUAUACCAAGGCAUACAGCAGGCGUUUGACAACAUCCUUCACAAUUAAUGACCAGACUUUUUGAUUUUGUUUUAUGCCAUAAUAAGUGGACCUAAUUCCAUAACGGUGUUGUGAUAAUCCUUAAACAUUUUAGGAUGUUCUAUUCAUUUAUGCGUAUAUUAUAUUACAAGGUGUGGAUGCACACUUACGCUAUGUCUACAUGUAUGUUAUGUUGAAUAUACUGUAUUUAUUAUUGUAUCUGAAGGUAUGUAGAAUCAUUGAAAAAUCUUUUAAAUCAAAGUUUGUCUCCCUUGGACAAUAAUAAAGUACUAUUAAAAGGAAA
Molecule: messenger RNA, 3134 nt
Organism: Magallana angulata
Lineage: Eukaryota; Metazoa; Mollusca; Bivalvia; Ostreida; Ostreidae
Product: AP-1 complex subunit beta-1-like
Exons: 20
Coding region: 65-2860 (931 amino acids)
Biological process (GO): intracellular protein transport; vesicle-mediated transport
Cellular component (GO): clathrin adaptor complex; membrane coat
Molecular function (GO): clathrin binding
Source: RefSeq, a predicted model, not a curated record